This is a messenger RNA of Stegodyphus dumicola, 2219 nucleotides long. RefSeq names its product ras-related and estrogen-regulated growth inhibitor-like protein A. NCBI's taxonomy places the organism in Eukaryota, Metazoa, Arthropoda, Arachnida, Araneae, Eresidae. The record is from RefSeq and is a predicted model, not a curated record. Gene Ontology annotation, molecular function: GTPase activity; GTP binding.
CGGUCUUCAGUUCGUUGCACGCCGCCGUUUCGCAGAGAAGAGGAUGACCAAUCUCAACGGGUCCAGGCUUAAGGUUCUCGUCAUGGGUGCCAGAGGCGUCGGAAAGUCAGCUGUCACUGUCCGGUACCUAACAAAGCGCUACAUUGGUGAAUACAGUUCCAGUACAGAAUUCCUAUACAAACAGACAGUGAACAUUGACAACUUAACAACUCAAGUAGAAAUACUGGAUUCUUCGCACUGUGAGGAUCGCUGCUGUCUCCAAGAUCACAUCGGCUGGGCAGAUGCUUAUGUUGUGGUAUACAGUGUAUGCGACAGAGGAACCUUUGAAGAGGCUCGUCGCCUUCUUGAAACAGUCGGACUCAGCAAAGGAGCCCGCCGAGCACCUGCCAUUCUCUUGGGCAACAAACGAGAUCUGGAGAGAGGACGACGAGUGGCCGUAGACGAUGGUCAUGAAGCCUCUCUACAGUUCCGUUGUCAAUUCUACGAAGUUUCAGCUGCAGAAAAUUAUGUGGGCGUGAGUCUUGCAUUUCAGUCACUUAUGAGAGAGGCAAGGGCAGCCCAACAGUUAAGGACUUUGCCAGUGCGUAGAAAGGCAGGACCUGCGCUUUCCAAAAUGAUUGGUAUGGUGUUUGGUCGAGGAGAUAAAGGUGCAGCUGACAGAAAAAAAAGGCCGUCAUUAUCUAUAUAGUAAUUUUCACUCGCAUCACAUAACUCUGUAUGAUACACAUCAUUAUUCAGCUUCUCGCAGAGAAAAGAACCUUUAUAGUUUGUACUCUGUGUGCAAUUCAAGACCUAUUCAGUUUCUGAGAUAUGUAAGAUAAUUUUUAUGAAGUUAUGCAUUCAAGAGCACAAAUACAAUUGGCAAAUACAAAUGCAAAAUGCUAGAAGCAAGACAUUAAAAUGCUUCACUCUUUUUCUAAAGUUUCCUACUGACAGACAGAUGCGAACAUUUCAAAUCCUAUUUGUACUUUUGGGAGGACAGCAGAUAAGCUAAGCUACAGGCUUUAAAUUUUACCUCCUGCAUGAAAGAAAAACAUUUAAAAAUCAAUUUAUUUUGAUUCAAAUCCUAUUUGUACUUGAGGUUGUAGAUAAACUAAAGUAUAUAUUUUACCUCCUCCGUGAAAGAAACUGUUAGCAAUCAAUUUACUUCGCUUCAGAAGAAUUUCAAUAUUUGAGUGAUAUAUUGCAAAAUAACUCGCAAAAUUCUUCUAAUCAGGAUGCGAUUAUAUCACAAAAGGAAAAAGAUUAUGCACAGGGUUUUAUGCUUAAUUUAAGGACCAUUUAGGAGCCCUCUAAUUAUUUAACUCUCAAAGCUAUUCGCAUCCUUCUACAUCAAGAUCAGAUUUUUAUUCUUUUCUUGUUAAUGUUCCUUCAUUUUUUGAAAUAAAAAAGAGAGGAUGGCUUCUUCUUCAUUUAAAUACAUUCUGCAUUACACGCUCAUUAGACCUACCCAGAAAUGAAACAUUAAAUCCAGGUUUGUGGUAUAUUGCCAAAAAAUCAGAAAUGUUCCAAUUCUUAUGCAUAAUGGAAAAUAUGCAAUGAAAAUAUAAUGUCAAGAACAGCCAACGAAGAAUAAGAAUUGGGAAAUGGUUUGAGAGAUGACAUUUGCUUCUUAUCUAGCAGAUUUCACGUGAAUGCGAAGACCAGAUACGGGGAGUAACAGUCUAAUGCGAUUGGCAAAUAACACCCAAAAGAAAUUUAAAAAAUAUAUUUAAUCAAUCUGCAAACACUACAAAUAAAUUUUAGCGCCGAAAAGUGCCAGCAGAUUUUAACAGUGCAUCGGUAAGUAAUUUGCCACUACAGUAUUAAAACUACCAACAUAAUAGUUAUUGAAAGAUACUAUUAAUAUAAAAUAUUUUUGAAAAUGAAUUCGAAGAUACAAAGCAAAAUUGUCCAUUAAGCCUUUAUUAUGAUUUCUUAUACAACAAAUUUAUUUCAUGAAGCAAAGCAAAAGCAUGGAAAUGGUGUCAUAGUCACAAGAAAUCUGUACAUGAACAAAUGUGUAACUAUAUUAUACAGAACACCAGAAAUACUGAUGAGUGAUAAUAUGAAACGAAAGUGAAAAUAUAUUGACAUAAAAACUACUAAAACUUGAAGCGGACAAAUUAAUGUUAUGAGUUAAAAAGACUGAACUUUGUAGGACUGGUGGUAUCAGCCACACUUGUACAAAAGAAUUUUAAAUUAAAUUUGUUAAUUUAUAAUAAAUAUAUGUCUUUGGA